Molecule: messenger RNA, 1293 nt
Organism: Hypoxylon fragiforme
Lineage: Eukaryota; Fungi; Ascomycota; Sordariomycetes; Xylariales; Hypoxylaceae
Product: PAPA-1-like conserved region-domain-containing protein
Exons: 3
Coding region: 1-1293 (430 amino acids)
Biological process (GO): chromatin remodeling
Cellular component (GO): Ino80 complex
Source: RefSeq, a predicted model, not a curated record
AUGGCUUCUCGCCCACGUCGUGCAGCUGCCCAGAGGGCAAACACCGCAAUUACUGACAUGGUCGAUAGCGACAAUCAUAUCAACAGUCGUACCGGUAGAACCAUGUCAUCCAGGUCUUCUCGCCGUUUCGAGGGUAAGAGCGUCGCCGUAUCCGUCUCGCGCGGCCCUCCCUCAUCACCCUUAGAUUCUAACCAUCAUGUUCUUGUUACAGUUAAGCUACCGGCUAGUAAGCUUCGCCAGGCUACCUCAUCUGGAACAAAGCGUGGCAGUCAAUCUACUCCGCAACAGCCUGAAGCAAAGAGAAGCCGAACUCAAAAGAAGAGUUAUGUCGUUGAAAGCAGCGACGACGACGAUGAUGAGGCUGAAGAUGAAGUUCAGGUUGAGGAGGAAGAUGAGGACGAUGACGAUGAUGAUGCCGAAGGGGACGAUGACGAAGAUGAUAUCGAUAUGGGCGAAGAAGACGCCGAAGGUGAAAUCAUAGUUGACGACACUAUGGAUAUCGACGCCGAGGACGACGAUGAAGAGGAUGCCGAGGGUGAAGAUGAUGACAUGGAUGUCGAUACCAUUCCCCCGCCAGCCCCAGUCAUAAAAGUAUCAAAGCCAUCAUCUAAGAGCGCCUCUGCUAGUAAGUCCAAGGCAUCAGCUAAGGCCCAUCCGAAGGUUGCUGCAGCUCAGGUUAAGGACAGCGAUGAUGAGCUGAGCGAGCUUGAAAGUGAAGCGGAUGAAAUCCAGGACACCGUUAAAGUCGGAGGAGGCGAUGAAGAAGAUGCCGAAGGUGAAGACGAGGAGAUUGAAGCCGCAAAUCCCGCAGAGGAUGAUGACGACGAUGCUGGUAGUGACCGGGGUGGCGAGAGCCGAGCAGACACUCCUGACCUUACACGAAUGACCAAACGACAGCGCGCUCGUUUCGAAGAGAAUGGAGAUGCAUUGAUGAAGCUUUCCGAUGAGGUGCAAGCAAAGAAGCACUUCACAGCUGAAGAGCUUUCUAUGCGUCGUGCUGAGAUGGCCCGACGACGACGCAACCUUAGUGAGAAGCGAAACGAGGAAGUCAAGAUGGAAACUAUCAACAAACUCCUCAAGAAACAAGCACCAAAGACAAAGGGAAAAAAUCACGCAGGAGAUCAAACUCCUGAUGGUGAGCACAACAGGGCCAAUCCUGUCUUUACAAGAUGGAUCAGCACAAAGGAGGGUAGUCGAGUGGCUGUCCCCCACGAGAUGCUCAACGGUCCCAUAGGCAGAGUCUUCGUAACGGGAGGCCUUGGACGUGGAAAGAUGGUGGAAGAGGUGUCAUAG